CCCGUUUUACCCGAGAAGAAACCCCCAAAUUUGGGCGCUCUCAAAAUUUUCCGAAAGAUCGAACACUUAAGUGCGAGUCUGCUACGAUGUCUUUAGAGGAGGAAGAAAACGCAGCCGAGCUCAAAAUCGGCGAUGAGUUCCUGAAGGCAAAAUGCUUGAUGAAUGGUGAAGUUGCGAGGAUUCUUGAUAAGAGAUUGGAUCAACUUCAGCAAUUCUCCGAUGAUCCUUCGAACCAAAUUUCGCAGGUGUUUGAGAAAUCUCAUCAGUAUGUGAAGCGCUUUAGCCGAUUCAAAAAUAACGAUGCAGUUACACAAGUUCGAGAAGUUCUAAGCCGGUAUCAGUUGACCGAGUUUGAGCUUGUUGUUAUUGGCAAUCUUUGUCCUGAAACCGUAGAGGAAGCUAUAGCUAUGGUCCCGUCUAUGAAGUCAAAAGGCCGUGGUCUUGAUGAUGAUGCCAUUGAGAAGAUGCUGCAUGAUCUCUCUCUCAUCAAGAAAUUUGAGUAGCAUGCCCAAAAAAAUACUUAUGCUGAUACUUGAGUCUACUACUGGGUAUUUAAUUCACCUUAAGGAAAUGUAGAUCAAGUUACUGUACAUCGAUCUCUUCCAGAGCUGCGGUGGUAAUGCUUUUAUGCUACAUUUUGCUUCUGUUCUGAUUGUAGGUUUUUUGGCAAAUCGAAAUAUAAAUCUAUAUGAAGCUGAUGGCAUCCUUGUUUUGGUCACAAGCCUGUUCUUCUCUGUGUUGUUUUUAUUUUUGACUAUUUUGUUGGUGAUGAUGUCCCAAGCAAAGCUUCUAUUUUCUAAAGCAAAGGUUUUGGUGUUGUGUAUCAUGGGAAACUACGGUUUUCUUACAAUUCCAUGGGUCCUGUUGAUCAUGUUUUUGGUUUCA
Messenger RNA from Asparagus officinalis (garden asparagus), 885 nucleotides. RefSeq names its product DNA-directed RNA polymerase II subunit 4. The record is from RefSeq and is a predicted model, not a curated record. Bases 87 to 503 code for a protein of 138 amino acids. Lineage: Eukaryota; Viridiplantae; Streptophyta; Magnoliopsida; Asparagales; Asparagaceae. Gene Ontology annotation, cellular component: RNA polymerase II, core complex; P-body. Gene Ontology annotation, molecular function: nucleotide binding; translation initiation factor binding. Gene Ontology annotation, biological process: nuclear-transcribed mRNA catabolic process, deadenylation-dependent decay; transcription initiation at RNA polymerase II promoter; mRNA export from nucleus in response to heat stress. The transcript is spliced from 6 exons.